Phalaenopsis equestris is the source of this 1886-nucleotide messenger RNA. Its product is annotated as probable WRKY transcription factor 26. NCBI's taxonomy places the organism in Eukaryota, Viridiplantae, Streptophyta, Magnoliopsida, Asparagales, Orchidaceae. Gene Ontology annotation, molecular function: DNA-binding transcription factor activity; sequence-specific DNA binding. The coding region runs from base 69 to 1730 and encodes 553 amino acids. The record is from RefSeq and is a predicted model, not a curated record. Gene Ontology annotation, biological process: regulation of DNA-templated transcription. The transcript is spliced from 5 exons.
AACUCGAAUCCCCCUCAUUUCUAUUAUUCUCUCUAACUCUCUUUGCUCCAACCUCCUUCCUCUUCUCCAUGACUCCAUCUUCAUCAAGCUUCGUCAACUCGGAGAACUCAGCUCCCAUCCUCUCCUUCUCCGCAGCUUCAUCUUCCUCUAAUACUUUUCUCAGAGGCGCAGAGGCUGCCAUGGGAGAGGAAAGGUCAACCUCAUGUUCAAGCUUUGGAUUGAAGUCAAAUUCGACGCCAUGUUUGUUGUUUCCAAGUUCAGCACCUCUUUCUCCAUAUUCUUUCCUUUCCCUUCCCGGUGGUCUUAGCCCCUCCAUGUUCCUCAACUCCCCUAUGCCUCUUUCUUCUUCUAAUAUAUUAGACUAUCAAGCAAUUGGGAGUAGUUUUCCUGCACAAACAUCUAAUUGGAGGGAAAACAGUAUUAAUAAUUUUCAGGUAGAAUUUAAGGAACAUGACAAGUCAAAUUCUAGUUUCUCACUCCAAACAUCUACAUGGCCUGCAAACUUGCAAACUUCUUCCUUCCAUCCUUCUUCAAUAGAAUUUAUAAGUUCUGAAGAAGAAGCCUUCAAGAUACAUCAGCAAUCAUGGAGCUUUCAGCAGCAACCUCUACUAAGUUCAAACGAGAUCCCAACCAUGCAGACAAGUAAUCAGGCCGAGUACAGUAGCAACCAUUCAGCUAAAGGCUUCAGAGAGAGAAGAAAAGUUGAAGAUGGGUACAACUGGAGAAAAUAUGGGCAGAAACAAGUGAAAGGCAGUGAGAACCCAAGAAGCUACUAUAAGUGCACUAACCCUAAUUGUCCAACAAGGAAGAAGGUAGAGAGAUCAUUAGAUGGACAUAUAAUUGAGAUUAUAUACAAAGGAAACCAUAAUCAUUCGAAGCCACAAUGCACAAGAAAGAACUCAUCAUCUUUUCAAGGACUUGAUAGUUCAAUUCAUCAUAAAGAAAGGGAUCAUUCCAUUAAUGGAAAAUUCUGCGUGACAAAGGAUUCAAUCACAACCGAGAAUUCUUCUGCUUCAUUUGGUGACGAAGAUAUUGAUAUGAUUUCUCAGAGUUUGAUAACAGGUGGAGAUGGUUAUGAUGAGAAUGAACUUGAUACUAAGAAAUGGAAGAUGGAAGGCGGGGAUGAUGGGAUUUCAUAUUUGGGAAGUAGAACUGUUAGGGAGCCUAAAGUGGUGGUUCAAACGACGAGCGACAUCGACAUUCUCGACGAUGGAUACCGGUGGAGAAAGUAUGGUCAGAAGGUGGUGAAGGGGAAUCCAAAUCCUAGGAGCUACUACAAGUGCACAACUUCUGGAUGCUCGGUGAGAAAACACGUCGAGAGAGCAUCAACUGAUUUAAGGGCCGUGAUUACGACCUACGAAGGCAAGCACAAUCAUGAUGUCCCCAUUUCUCGAGGUAGCAUAGUCUUAGCAAACAAGACUUUAUAUGAAAAUAAUAGAAACAAAAACAACAAUAACAUCUACAACAUGAACAACUACAUCAUGCCUAUAAAGCCUUCAGUCGUUGAAAGUCGUCCUGGUCGAAUGGCCUAUGAUUCAUUUUUUGGCACAAAGUCUAAUGAAUUGGAUGGCAUUGGAAUCUCCAAAUUUGAUGAUUCAAUGAAUUUAUUGUUCGCUAAAUCAUUGCAACAGCAGAAUCAGCUUCAGCAAUUACAGCAGGGUCAGAUUAUGUUAACGAAGGCCAAAGAGGAGCCAAGAGAUGAUUUUUUCAUUGACUCGUUGCUAAACUAAAAUUAAUUCAGUUCAGGGAAAGGAGAAGUUUUCUUACUUUAUUGACUUGUACGAUGAUUUGUAAAAAAAAAAAAGGAAAUGUCUUAUUUGUUUAUUUGUUUUUGGGGGCACUUUCAAGAAAGUGGCCUUCGGGUCCUCUUGCUUGAAAUUUCCAAA